AUGGGUAUAUGGGACGCCUUUUCCGAAAUUGUCGAGGCAGUGACUCCAUGGAGCGUCGUGGAGGCUGAGGCCCCGGCCGAGGAGCCCAAGGCUGACGAGACCGAGGCCAAGGGCGACGAAAAGUCAGCCGCUGACGACGAAGCCGAAGCCACCGAGGACGGGGAGGAGGAAGAGGAGGAGGAGGAUGACGAGGAGGAGAUUGUCGACCCCAAGGAUACACUCGAAGAAGAGUGCAAGAAUUCUGCUCAAUGCGCCCCCGCCAAGCACCACUUUGACGAUUGUGUCGAGCGUGUCCAGCAGCAGGAGAGUGAGGGUGAGGCCAAGGAGGACUGCGUCGAAGAAUUCUUCCAUCUGGCCCACUGCGCAACCGCCUGUGCGGCCCCGAAGCUGUGGUCGAAGCUGAAGUAG
Messenger RNA from Drechmeria coniospora, 408 nucleotides. Its product is annotated as ubiquionol cytochrome C reductase hinge protein. NCBI's taxonomy places the organism in Eukaryota, Fungi, Ascomycota, Sordariomycetes, Hypocreales, Ophiocordycipitaceae. The coding region runs from base 1 to 408 and encodes 135 amino acids. Gene Ontology annotation, biological process: mitochondrial electron transport, ubiquinol to cytochrome c. The record is from RefSeq and is a predicted model, not a curated record. The transcript is spliced from 4 exons.